UAAACAUCGGCUGUUUUGUAUCCAUGUAAAAAUUGUGUUGGAGAUAUCAAAUUAAGUAAAGGUUUAAAACAUCGAAAUUUAUUCAACGUUAAACGUACAGAUUUAAAUUAUUACUGCAAGCAAGGCUAUGUUGGUGCUCUUUGUGAAGAUUGUGAUAGAAGUGGCUAAAGCUGGGGAGAUUAAUAUUACAUGAAUUUAGAUUAAAAAUGCAAAAAAUGUAGCGAUAUCACUUUUACAGAAAUCAUCUAUCCAUUGAUUAUAUUAAUAUCCAUAAUAGUAAUACCUCUAUUUACAGCUAAUAGAAUGCAUAAUUAUUUAAAAAUUAAGUUAAUGGCUAAAACAAUUUAUGUGCUUUUUAAAAAGUUUUAUGGAAAUCACUACUCUAAUGAUAUUAGAAUUAUAAAAUUCUUUGUUUUUUAGUUAUCAAUUAUAGGAAUAAUGUUUAGUUAUGAUAGUAAUAUACCUAAUAUGCUAAUACGUUUAUUUGUUGAUAUUGGUAAUCUGUUUCCUACUUAAUUAAGGGUAACAGAAUGCUUCUUACAAUAAAUUUUUUAAGAAUCUAGGAUAAUUAAUAAUAGUAUUUACCUAUUUUUAGGGAUAUGUUUUUUUGUAAUAAUUUACUUGGCCAUACAUAACACCUUUAUAAAAACAAAAUUCAAAUACAAAGGUACCAUUAAAGAAAUGGUUAUCUCCAUAAGUAUCUUUCUUUACUUUUCACUGAUUGCCAUAUUGUCAAAGAUUUUUAGAUCAGUUUAUUGCUAGAAAUUUGGUGAUGUAGAAUUUGUAAUGGAAUAUUUAUCUUUAAAUUGCAGCUUAGUAUUUUAGACUUAUUAUGAUUUGUCAGCCUUAAUCUUGGUAAUUGUAGCUUUAUUAUCUCCUUUUGCUUUGAUUAUAUUUAGACUUUACAGAGCUAGAUAUUUCUUAAAAAUGUAUAAAUACGAAUAUCUUUAUGGUUUUUUUACAUUAGAUUAUAAGUAAUAAUUUUAUUUAUGGGAUUUUGUGAAAAUUGGUUACAAAUUAAUACUUUUCUUGAUCUUCUACUACUCUUAUUUAAUUAGCUAAUUAUAGAUAGUAAUAUCUAUCAUAAUUUCCUUAUCUUACAGUCUUUUAGUAUUUAGAUAUAAGCCAUAUGAAAGCGAGAAAUUAAAUUAGAUAGAUUUUAAAAUUUAAUAUUUAACAGCAAUUUGUUUUUCAAUCAAUACUAUGUAAUAGAGAAUAAACUAACAAUAAUUAGAGCUUUUAUGCACAAUUGGUUUACUAUGUAUAGUAGCUCUUAUCUUACAUUUAAUACUCUUUUAACUUAAUCACUAUUAAAUGCCUAAAUAUAUUAAAAUUAUUAAAUUUUUCUAAUCAAAAUCACCUAAAUGUGAGUAAAUAAUAUAAAAAUUAGGUUUAGAUUAGCAUGUUUAAAGAUAUUUAAGGGUUCAAAUGACGUGGUAAAAAAUAAGACAAAUUUUUCCUAAGCUAAAAUAAUUGAUUUACCUAAAAACAAAUAUUUCAUAGUGUGGCUAAAUUGAUAUAUUAAAUUAAUUAUAUUCAAAUAAUAAGAUUUAAAUUUAAAAUAAAUCGAUGAAAACAAUAUCAUAAAUUAUAAAUACUCAAUGA
Messenger RNA from Tetrahymena thermophila SB210, 1605 nucleotides. Its product is annotated as transmembrane protein, putative. The record is from RefSeq and is a predicted model, not a curated record. The transcript has 5 exons. NCBI's taxonomy places the organism in Eukaryota, Ciliophora, Oligohymenophorea, Hymenostomatida, Tetrahymenidae.